Lontra canadensis (Northern American river otter) is the source of this 4071-nucleotide messenger RNA. RefSeq names its product tankyrase (gene TNKS). Gene Ontology annotation, molecular function: NAD+ poly-ADP-ribosyltransferase activity; protein binding. The record is from RefSeq and is a predicted model, not a curated record. NCBI's taxonomy places the organism in Eukaryota, Metazoa, Chordata, Mammalia, Carnivora, Mustelidae. Gene Ontology annotation, cellular component: cytoplasm; nucleus.
GGUCGGAAGUGAGGGCGGGCGGUGGGGCCGUUGCCGCAGUGACAGUGCUGGGGGAGUCCGAAGAUGGCGGCGUCGCGUCGCUCUCAGCAUCAUCACCACCAUCAUCAACAACAGCUUCAGCCCGCCCCAGGGGCUUCGGCGCCGCCGCCACCACCUCCCCCCCCACUCAGCCCCGGCCUGGCCCCGGGGACCACCCCAGCUUCCCCAACGGCGGGUGGCCUGGCCCCCUUCGCCUCCCCGCGGCACGGCCUAGCGCUGCCGGAGGGUGAUGGCAGUCGGGAUCCACCCGACAGGCCUCGAUCCCCGGACCCGGUUGACAGUACCAGCUGUUGCAGUACCACCAGCACAAUCUGUACCGUCGCCGCCGCUCCCGUGGCCCCGGCGGUUUCCGCUUCAUCUGCCGUCGGGGUCGCCCCCAACCCAGCCGGCGGUGGCAAUAACAAUUCACCGUCGUCCUCUUCUUCCCCGACUUCUUCCUCAUCUUCCUCUCCAUCCUCCCCUGGAUCGAGUUUGGCGGAGAGCCCCGAGGCCGCAGGAGUUAGCACCACAGCAACAUUGGGGCCUGGGGCAGCGGGACCUGGGUCAGGGGUCCCAGCAGUGAGCGGGGCCCUACGGGAACUGUUGGAGGCCUGUCGCAAUGGGGACGUGUCCCGGGUAAAGAGGCUGGUGGACGCGGCAAACGUGAAUGCUAAGGACAUGGCCGGCCGGAAGUCUUCUCCCCUGCACUUCGCUGCAGGGUUUGGAAGGAAAGAUGUCGUAGAACACUUACUACAGAUGGGUGCUAACGUCCAUGCUCGUGAUGAUGGAGGUCUCAUUCCACUUCAUAAUGCCUGUUCUUUCGGCCAUGCUGAGGUUGUAAGUCUGUUACUGUGCCAAGGAGCUGAUCCAAAUGCCCGGGAUAACUGGAACUAUACCCCUCUGCAUGAAGCUGCUAUCAAAGGGAAAAUCGACGUAUGUAUUGUGCUGCUGCAGCACGGAGCUGAUCCAAACAUUCGGAACACUGAUGGGAAAUCAGCCCUGGACCUGGCGGAUUCUUCAGCAAAAGCUGUCCUUACAGGUGAAUACAAGAAAGACGAACUCCUAGAAGCUGCUAGGAGCGGUAAUGAAGAAAAACUAAUGGCUUUACUGACUCCUCUCAACGUGAAUUGCCAUGCAAGUGAUGGGCGAAAGUCUACCCCUCUACAUCUAGCAGCGGGCUACAACAGAGUUCGGAUAGUGCAGUUGCUUCUCCAGCACGGAGCCGAUGUUCACGCGAAAGACAAAGGUGGACUUGUGCCUCUUCAUAAUGCAUGUUCGUAUGGACAUUAUGAAGUCACAGAACUGCUACUAAAGCAUGGAGCUUGUGUUAAUGCUAUGGAUCUCUGGCAGUUCACUCCACUCCAUGAGGCUGCUUCCAAGAAUCGCGUGGAAGUCUGUUCUUUGUUACUUAGCCACGGUGCCGAUCCUACCUUAGUCAACUGCCAUGGCAAAAGCGCCGUAGAUAUGGCUCCCACUCCUGAGCUCCGGGAGAGAUUGACUUAUGAAUUUAAAGGUCAUUCUUUACUACAAGCAGCCAGAGAAGCAGAUCUAGCCAAAGUCAAAAAAACACUCGCUUUGGAAAUCAUUAAUUUCAAACAACCACAGUCUCAUGAAACUGCACUGCACUGUGCUGUGGCCUCCCUGCAUCCCAAAAGAAAACAAGUGACAGAACUAUUACUUAGGAAAGGAGCGAAUGUUAAUGAAAAGAAUAAAGAUUUCAUGACUCCCCUGCACGUCGCAGCAGAGCGAGCUCACAAUGAUGUCAUGGAAGUUCUACAUAAGCAUGGAGCAAAGAUGAACGCACUGGACACCCUUGGUCAAACUGCUUUGCAUCGAGCUGCCCUCGCAGGUCACCUGCAGACCUGCCGCCUCCUGCUGACUUACGGCUCUGAUCCUUCCAUCAUCUCCUUACAAGGCUUUACAGCCGCGCAGAUGGGCAACGAAGCCGUGCAGCAGAUCCUAAGUGAAAGUACACCUAUACGCACUUCUGAUGUUGACUAUCGACUCCUAGAGGCAUCUAAAGCUGGAGACUUGGAAACUGUGAAGCAACUUUGCAGCCCUCAGAAUGUGAACUGCAGAGAUCUGGAAGGCCGGCAUUCUACCCCUUUACACUUUGCGGCAGGCUACAAUCGCGUGUCUGUCGUGGAGUACCUUCUGCACCACGGUGCCGACGUCCACGCCAAAGACAAAGGUGGCUUGGUACCCCUGCAUAAUGCUUGUUCAUAUGGACACUAUGAGGUAGCUGAGCUUUUAGUAAGGCAUGGGGCUUCUGUCAAUGUGGCGGACUUAUGGAAAUUUACCCCUCUGCAUGAAGCAGCAGCUAAAGGAAAAUAUGAAAUCUGCAAGCUCCUUUUAAAACAUGGAGCAGAUCCAACCAAAAAGAACCGAGAUGGAAAUACACCAUUAGAUCUGGUAAAGGAGGGAGACACAGAUAUCCAGGACUUGCUGAGAGGAGACGCCGCCUUGCUGGAUGCCGCCAAGAAGGGCUGCCUGGCAAGAGUGCAGAAGCUGUGCACGCCGGACAACAUCAACUGCAGGGACACCCAGGGCAGGAACUCAACCCCUCUGCACCUGGCAGCAGGCUACAAUAAUCUGGAAGUAGCUGAGUAUCUUCUGGAGCAUGGAGCAGACGUUAAUGCCCAAGACAAAGGUGGUCUAAUUCCUCUUCAUAAUGCAGCGUCCUACGGGCAUGUGGAUAUAGCAGCAUUAUUGAUAAAAUACAACACGUGUGUAAAUGCCACAGAUAAGUGGGCAUUUACUCCUCUUCAUGAAGCAGCCCAGAAAGGAAGGACCCAGUUAUGUGCCCUACUUCUGGCCCAUGGUGCGGAUCCCACUAUGAAGAACCAAGAAGGUCAGACACCUUUAGAUCUGGCAACAGCCGAUGACAUAAGAGCUUUGCUGAUAGAUGCCAUGCCCCCGGAGGCCCUGCCUACCUGUUUUAAACCUCAGGCCACCGUAGUGAGUGCCUCUCUGAUCUCACCAGCAUCCACCCCCUCCUGCCUGUCUGCUGCUAGCAGCAUCGAUAACCUCACCGGCCCUUUGGCGGAACUGGCAGUAGGAGGACCGUCCAACACAGGGGACGGGGCAGCAGGCGCAGAAAGGAAGGAAGGAGAAGUUGCGGGUCUUGACAUGAAUAUCAGCCAGUUCCUAAAAAGCCUUGGUCUUGAGCACCUUCGGGACAUCUUUGAAACAGAACAGAUUACACUAGAUGUACUGGCUGAUAUGGGCCAUGAGGAGUUGAAAGAAAUAGGCAUCAAUGCAUAUGGACACCGCCAUAAAUUAAUCAAAGGAGUAGAAAGACUAUUAGGUGGACAACAAGGCACCAAUCCUUAUUUGACGUUUCACUGUGUUAAUCAGGGAACUAUUUUGCUGGAUCUUGCUCCAGAAGAUAAGGAAUAUCAGUCAGUAGAAGAAGAGAUGCAAAGUACAAUCCGAGAACACAGAGAUGGUGGCAAUGCCGGUGGUAUCUUCAACAGAUACAAUGUCAUUCGAAUUCAGAAAGUUGUCAACAAGAAGUUGAGGGAACGAUUCUGUCACAGACAGAAGGAGGUGUCUGAGGAGAAUCACAACCACCACAACGAGCGCAUGUUAUUUCAUGGUUCUCCUUUCAUUAAUGCCAUUAUUCAUAAAGGGUUUGAUGAGCGACAUGCGUACAUAGGAGGAAUGUUUGGUGCCGGGAUUUAUUUUGCUGAAAACUCCUCCAAAAGCAACCAGUAUGUGUAUGGGAUUGGAGGAGGCACAGGCUGCCCCACACACAAAGAUCGGUCAUGCUACAUAUGUCAUAGGCAAAUGCUUUUCUGUAGGGUGACCCUUGGAAAAUCCUUUCUGCAGUUCAGCACCAUGAAAAUGGCUCAUGCGCCUCCAGGACAUCACUCAGUGAUCGGGAGACCAAGUGUGAACGGGCUGGCAUAUGCCGAAUAUGUCAUCUACAGAGGCGAGCAGGCGUACCCUGAGUAUCUCAUCACCUACCAGAUCAUGAAGCCGGAAGCUCCCGCUCAGAGCGCCACAGCCGCGGAGCAGAAGACCUAGUGAACGCCCACGGGGAAAGGCCAC